AUGAUACGUGGUAACUGGAGUCUAGCACAAGAGUUUAAACAAAAUGAAAGAAAGCAACAAUCUAGAGUACAACAGCGACAGAAGCAUCAACACAAGUUAGAAAAGCUCAAGAACAUUGAUCCAAUAAAAUUGUAUAAUAAGAUUAAGAAUUUAGAGUCCAAAGAAUCAGGAUCUGAUAGAGAUGAGGAUCAUUUGAAAUCAUUGCAAGAGGACUGGACGUUCAUUGAAAAACACGGCCUACAUAAGGUCAAAAUUAAGAAGUUUCUAGAGGAGAAAGGGAAACAAGAAAGACAUGCGUUAAGGUUGAAGAAUAAGUUAUGGGCAAGUAAAUCAAUCUAUUUUAAUCCGGAGUUGAACCCCUUAGGAAAAGUGCCCAACAUAGCCAAUCUUGAUGAAAGCGUAGCUGGUGAAUUAAAGAAUUUGACAAUACCACUUCGAGAUAGGACACAUUACGAGCCAGAUCCACUAAUUGCAAAAUUGAAUGUGAAAUUGCCCGAUGGAAACCCACCGAAAUUUUACAAGCUCAUUCAAAAUACGGCAAGGUCAAAGAUGUCAGGGCAAGAAGAUAUAAAGAAAACGUCAUUGGAAACUGAAACUUCUCUGUCAAAUGAUACUUAUCUUGAACAACUACUGCAACUAUCAAAUUCCGAUCAAGAUCAUGUUUCGGACGAGCUGGAACUGGAUAAAGGCUUCGAUUCAACAAAUGAACCAAAUUUGAAAAAGAUACGGUACAAGUGA
Messenger RNA from Lodderomyces parapsilosis, 738 nucleotides. RefSeq lists its product as uncharacterized. Lineage: Eukaryota; Fungi; Ascomycota; Pichiomycetes; Serinales; Debaryomycetaceae. The record is from RefSeq and is a predicted model, not a curated record. The transcript has a single exon. Bases 1 to 738 code for a protein of 245 amino acids.